UCCCGGCAUGCCCCGCGGCCCCGCCAGGACUACAGCCCCCAGCAGCCCACGCGCGGGGGCCCGGCCCACUUCCGGCGGGGCGGGCCGCGCUCGGGCCCGGGACGGCGACGGCGGCGGCGGGGCCGCGAUGCAGGCGGAGCUGAGGGGGUAGGAGAGGUGCUGGCUUCUCCUGCAGAAAGCCCCGGGUCUCGUGAGGCUGUGGAAGGCACCGUGGGGGAGCUCAGCGUCACGGGUGUGGAUGAAUGUUUUUAAUAGCAACUGUUCUGGGGUUUUGCUUCCUUUCUGAAGCUUUUUAAAAAGUAGAAUCAGAGGGAAUACUCUGGCAGUGCUAGCAGCGUCUUCCUACCUGCUGCAUUCCCAUCAAGGUCCAGCUACAGCACAGGAGUGUUGUUUGAAGGCUGAAGGACUGCACGCGCUGUUGCCCUUUCAUCACACGCUGAGAUACUCAGUAUGGCCUCAUCAUCAACACCUAAAUAUAAUUCAAACUCCUUGGAGAGCUCCUCAAUUAAAAGGACUCUACAAGAUGGAACUAACUGGGAAAAAAAUGAAGAAAUACCUCGUCUGCCAGGAGAGACUAGAGUUACAGAUAAGGAUGUUAUUUACAUGUGUCCGUUUAAUGGCCCUGUUAAAGGAAGAGUAUACAUCACAAACUACAGGCUGUACCUGAGAAGUCUGGAAAACGAUCCAGUUGUGGUAUUGGAUGUUCCAUUGGGUGUAAUAUCAAGGAUUGAAAAAAUGGGAGGAGCUUCAAGCAGAGGAGAGAAUUCCUAUGGAUUAGAUAUAACGUGUAAAGAUAUGAGAAAUUUACGGUUUGCAUUAAAGCAAGAAGGGCACAGUAGAAGAGAUAUAUUUGAAGUCCUCACAAAACAUGCUUUUCCCCAGUCACAUAACCUGCUUUUUUUUGCUUUUUCAAAUGAAGAAAAGUUUUCAGAGAAUGGCUGGAUGGUGUACAAUCCAAUGUCCGAAUACAGGAGACAGGGACUGCCUAAUGAACGGUGGCGAGUGACUUUUAUUAAUGAGCAUUACGGACUGUGCGACACAUAUCCGUCACUCUUAGUGGUGCCAUAUAACGCAACAGAUGAUGAUCUGAAGAAAGUUGCUGCCUUUAGGUCUCGAAAUAGAAUUCCGGUCCUGUCAUGGAUUCAUCCGGAGAAUCAAGCUGUUAUUAUGCGCUGCAGCCAGCCCCUGGUUGGAAUGAGUGGGAAGCGGAACAAAGACGAUGAAAGAUACCUUGAUAUCAUCAGGGAGGCUAAUGGACAAAUCUCAAAACUGACCAUCUAUGAUGCUAGGCCGAAUGUCAAUGCAGUUGCAAACAAGGCGACUGGGGGAGGAUAUGAAAGUGAAGAUGCAUAUCCCAAUGCAGAACUCUUCUUCUUGGACAUUCACAAUAUUCAUGUCAUGCGGGAGUCUUUGAAGAAGCUGAAGGACAUUGUUUAUCCUAAUGUGGAAGAAUCACACUGGUUGUCAAGUCUGGAAUCAACCCAUUGGUUAGAACAUAUAAAGCUUGUCUUGACAGGAGCUAUUCAAGUGGCAGACAAGGUAUCCUCAGGAAGGAGCUCUGUGCUGGUUCACUGCAGUGAUGGCUGGGACCGGACAGCACAGCUAACAUCGCUGGCUAUGCUGAUGCUAGACAGCUACUACAGAACAAUUGAAGGCUUUGAAGUUCUGGUGCAGAAAGAGUGGAUAAGCUUUGGACACAAAUUUGCCUCGAGAAUAGGCCAUGGUGAUAAAAACCAUGCUGAUGCAGACAGAUCGCCCAUCUUUCUCCAGUUUAUUGAUUGUGUGUGGCAGAUGUCUAAACAGUUUCCUACAGCCUUCGAAUUCAAUGAGCAGUUCUUGAUUACAAUCCUGGAUCACUUGUACAGUUGCCGGUUUGGUACUUUCUUGUACAACAGUGAGUCUGUUAGAGAAAAAGAGAAAGUGACUGAAAAAACAUUGUCGUUAUGGUCUUUGAUAAACAGCGAAAAAUCUAAAUACACCAAUCCUUUUUAUAGUAAGGAGCUAAAUCGAGCUCUCUAUCCAGUAGCCAGUAUGCGUCACCUUGAGCUCUGGGUCAAUUACUACAUUAGAUGGAACCCAAGAAUUCGGCAACAACAGCCAAAUCCAGUGGAGCAGCGUUACAUGGAGCUCCUUGCAUUACGGGAUGAUUAUAUGAGGAGACUUGAAGAGCUACAGAUCACAAAUAAUUCUAAGAUAUCCAACUCAUCAGCCUCAUCAACAUCUCCCUCGCAAAUGAUGUCCCAAGUACAAACGCAUUUUUGAAGAAAAAGUUGGCUUCUUUCUCUAUUCUAAUAGCAAGUGGUGCUUACUAUAGAUCUAUAGUAUAAAGAAGAAUAUUUUAAUGCCUUACAUUAGACUGUCCUAACACAAAGUAUUUUUAGACUGUCUUCAUUUGAGGAGGACUUCAAAACAGACUGAAACCAACUCUUCAUUUAUGUGCCUUUCAGAACCUGUGGAGUGGGAACAUGAAUAAUCAGCUUCUAGUUACGGAAUGCUUUGAGUUAUUUUGGAAAGCCUGGUACAAUUGAAUUGAAAUUGAUUGAUUGUUUUCCUAAGAAUGCUUUAAUUUAUUACAUUGUAGGUUGUGUUCCUGUGAGGGAAUUCAUGCUCAGUCUGGGUUGUGAAUAAAAUACAUGAACACCAAUAGGAAUAUUCACAUUGUGUAAAAUUAGGUAUGUGUGUAUUCCUGUUAGGAAUAGGACUAUGGACUUCAUGAGGCAAAAAUAAAUCACAUUGUAAGAUUUCAGAGAAGUGUUGAAAUUUUCUGGUUACCUGAGAAUUCCAAAUUUUCCUGUUCCAAAAUAAGUGAAAAUCUGGAAGGAAUUUCUCUGAUAACUUCUCUUUCUAACUAAAUUGUUAAAAUAGCCCAGUAGGUACCAAAAUAAAAUAAAAAUCUAUUUUUAUUGUAACUCUUUUGAACAAAUGACAAUUGUACUGGAUUCUGGGAAGUCCUUUUUUGGUUAACUGUUGAACAUUUCAGUAUAUUACAAAUUAUCACUGUUGGCUUUUUGGAUUAAUACAGAAUAAAAUGCUUCUAAAGAAGGUUGAUAAAAUUAAAAACAUACCCACAGGGACAUUGCUUAAAUAUCCAGCAAUAGCCAUUGUAUUAAACCAUGAGUAUGUCUUAUAAAAAAAAUAAUGUGCCUGUUUAGAGGAGCUUUUAUACCAAAGUAGGCAAAAAAAAAAUCAAUUAUGAAUACUGUUGAAAACUUGUAAAUUUCUAGUUUACUGUUUAAUGUAUAUUUAACUUUUGUUUAAUGAAUUUAUUCUUAAAUAUUUAAGGGAUUUCAGUAUAUGAGAUUGCAUAUAGUGUGUGCACUUAUAUUGAACCUUCCAGUGAGUUCUAGUUUGAAGUCUUCAUUUCAGAGGCUUUUUUUUAAACCUUUAAUUUGUUUUUUUCAGGUAUUUUUUAAUAGUUGCAAGCAUUUCUUAUGACAGCACAGACCUUGCUACUUGAUAUUUAAUUAGGAUUUUGCAUAUUCUCAGAAGUUUAAUGAUAUGCAGGCAAACUUUGCAAUUCAGAAUCUGUUGAGGACUGAUACUGUUAUUUUUAAGGAGUUGUUUUGAUGCUUGAGACUUCUAUCACUGUAAAUUAUUGUACAUGUGAGUUUUGAUCUGCAGGAUAUAAUAGUAUUAUAUAUAAAUUAAGUUGUGUAAGUAUACAUAAUAUAGUUUUAGAAAUUCUGCAAGUUUAUAAAGUGUAAAUAUUUUGCAUAUGAAAAGUAAAUUUAAAUCUAUAGUUCCAUAAAGUAAGUCAAAGUUUAGAGGACAGUCUGAAUAUUUUUAGAAACAGUAUUUUUUUUCAAAGAAAUAAAAGUAUACCGCAUCUUGAUUUGAUUCAGUAUAUACACUGAGUUGCACUAUUUUUUUCAGGGAAGCUCAGAGCAUACUGCAUGUGUGUUCUAAAUACACGUGAUUUCUAUGACUUACUUUUGUCCUCUAAAUUUCACUCUCCCUUCAAUGUUUUUUCAAUAUGUUUCCAAAAUGACAUUUAAUUCCGCGAUCCUCAAAUCGUGGCUUGUUGAGGUAAAUAAGAUGCAUUGCUUCAGAUGAAGGAGGAUACUCAAUUGAUCAUGAUAUACUUAUGUUUUGAAAACUAUGCAUACUCUGGUAUAUUUGCCUUCUACUUGCGGUUUAUAAAGUUUUUAAGUUGUGGAGUUUUAAAGUUUCUAAACAUAUACAAGUUUAUUAGAGUAUUUAAAGUCUGUGUUUGAAUUGAAUGCAUUGGUGACAUCUGAGCAGUGUGGAGGAGUUCAGAAAAUAUAAUAGUUUUUACUGUGUAAACACUACAUGUUAACCUAUUGCAUUUGGGGAAGUGUAAUAUAAUGGAAAGGAUCUUUUUGCACUUAGCUCAUUACAUAUAUUCCAUUCUUCAUGUUACUGCUGCGGUUGAAUGCCAUUCUUUGGAACUCUCUAGCAUACUAGCUGUGUGCGGGCUUGACUUUUUUCAAGCCAGCAAGUAAGAUACUUGGAUUUAAUUCUAUUUUGUGAUGGCAAUAUCAAGUAGACAAAUGUAGGGAUGUUUUUAAUCCAAUGCUUUCUGGAAAAUACUACUUUCGAGUUAUUGUGAAUGUAGGCAUACAAACUGAUCAAUGUUAAUAGGAAGCUUUUCAUCUUUCCAUUUAAAGGAGUGAUUUGGGCUGUCGUUCUGCAAUGCACUGCGAGGCAAUACACUGUAUCUGUACAAUAGCUCCCCACUCAGUCCCCAUCCUCUCUUCUCAGCUGUGUGGGUUUUGCAUAGCAGCUUCAGAAAUAACUGAAGUUAACAUGUUACUGUAGCCGUGGUAGUCAGGAACAAAAUAGAGAAAGUUUUGGAGGUGGUGAGUAAGAAUUAGGCACUGAGUGCCUUUUUCAGGAGAGGGGAAAAAUGCAGGGCUGAGCUGUAAAACCAACAGCUUCAAACACCUGACAGCCGGUGUGGAACAUCAGUCUCAGAGCUGUAUUUUAGUGGUGGCUUUUUCAUUUUUAUUUUUGUAUUCUUCCUUCCAUGGACCUGAGCGGUUAACCAUUUCUGUACCGGGCUUCCCUUGCAGAGGAAGCUGCUGCUGAACGCCUUCUGUCUUUGCUGUUUGCCUUAUCCCCCCCAGCACCACUGUUGGGGUGCACCCUAGAAACCAUUUGCAUACUACCUCCUUUCGAUGUAUGUUUAAACUCUGCCUUCAGCUCUCUUUUUGUCCCGUUCUGUCUCAUUUGCGUCUAGCGUUGUGUCCCCCAGAAGGCAGCUUUGUGUGCCCGGCCAGCCUUCUGAGGUGCUCUCCUUGCCUAACACCCUCAGCUGGCCGGAGAGAGGGGGCUUGCGAGCCAUGUACGCGUGUGAAGGAGAACCCAAUAAAGCUCUCACUUUGAACCCA
Molecule: messenger RNA, 5351 nt
Organism: Anas platyrhynchos (mallard)
Lineage: Eukaryota; Metazoa; Chordata; Aves; Anseriformes; Anatidae
Gene: MTM1
Product: myotubularin 1
Biological process (GO): negative regulation of autophagosome assembly; phosphatidylinositol dephosphorylation; mitochondrion distribution
Cellular component (GO): cytoplasm; membrane
Molecular function (GO): phosphatidylinositol-3-phosphate phosphatase activity; phosphatidylinositol-3,5-bisphosphate 3-phosphatase activity
Source: RefSeq, a predicted model, not a curated record